AGAAUUUACUGAGAUUUCCUUCCUCAGAUCCCAAAUCCGGACGCUUUUCUUUCUCUGGUCGGAGUGUCGCCAUGGCUAAGAGCUCCUUCAAGCUGGAACAUCCCCUCGAAAGGAGGCAGGCAGAAGCCGCUCGCAUCAGAGAGAAGUAUCCUGAUAGAAUACCAGUAAUUGUUGAGAGGGCUGAGAAGAGUGAUGUGCCUGACAUUGAUAAGAAAAAUUUUAACUAGUAUAAUGGAUGGAUGCAUUGCACGUCUAGCCAAAAAAGUCCCAUUAUUGAUAAAGCUCAACUUGAAAA
Messenger RNA from Rubroshorea leprosula, 295 nucleotides. The record is from the annotation of a GenBank genome assembly. NCBI's taxonomy places the organism in Eukaryota, Viridiplantae, Streptophyta, Magnoliopsida, Malvales, Dipterocarpaceae.